AUGAAUAAUUCUACCCGCAACAACUUCAGCCACGUCGAAUACAACUCUACCAAGCGCAAGAAGCCCGCGGAGGGCCCUACGGUCCAUUCCAAGCGAGCCAGUGUACCCUUGGCGAAGCCACGCAGAUCAAAGAAGAGCUCUGAAGAUUCGUCCGACGAAGAUAAAGAAUAUCCUGCCCUAGCUAUUAUUGGAGAGAGAUUCGUCGGCAAAGACAAAAGGGAGAAGCAAUAUUUGGUGGAUUGGGUACCUCGCCAAAACGGUAAACCCUACCCGCCGAGUUGGGAGCCGGCGAGCUUCGUCAACGAGGCCCUCCUCGAAGACUGGGAACGAACGAAGAAAGAGAGGGCAACUAGUGGGACUCAUUCGCAUGGACAGCCUAUAGUUCAAGGAGGGAGACGGACAAAACAUAUUCGCGGCUUACCGGAUUCUUCGAGCGAAGCUGCAUCACCGCACAGUGCCAAAUCGUCAUCUGGUCAAGUGGCGAACAGCUCCAAACCUCGCGCGUCGAGUAGGUUGCCUUCGGUCAACCCAGAUCGGCGCGCGUCAUCUCCCAUCGAGAUAGCAGAGACACAGCAAGACGUAUCGCAACCCUUGUUAAUUCCUGUGAGCAUCCCUCCCGCCAAUAUCAGCAAGGCAGAUCACGGGCCCCUGCAUCGCAGUCCCAUUAAUUCCGACGGUGGCUUGAAAGGGUGUUCUUCUCCAUCCCAAAGGCAAAAUUAUACAAACUCCUCCCCCUCCUCCCAGCCCGGACCUGAUCAGUCUCCGUCCAGGAGAAGAGGCCCAGUCCCGAUCAGCUCGACUCCUCUCCAGGAAUCAUCAUUGCCGGGACGAAGUAACACACCUCGCAGAACUCAUCGAACCGAGUCGUCGACAAGCAGACAAGCACGUUCCCCUCACAGAACAAAGGGGUGGCACGCCGGUGUCGACUCUACUCCACUGACCUUACGAAGUCAAAAGGCCAGAAGUGCUGGAACCCCUGCAAACUAUCCACCACCUCUCCCUAGGGGAACACCGAGCUCAGACAUAUCUUCCGGCACAACAAGAUACGUUACUCCUGAAUUUCCAAUUCCAACAACCCAGGACUUAUCCACUCGAACACGGGAACCUAGCGUGGAGUUCGGUUCCGACCAAGGGCGUGGAAUAUUUACCAACACCGUCUUGACAGAAAAUCCAGUUCAAGACCCAUAUCCCCAAAAUACUUUUGCUCAAUUCCCAGACGCGGCUGGGCCUUCGCCGUGGAAUUUCCGGACACAGGCUGAAGCUCCAGCGAGCUCUUUCGGAACAUCGGCACCUGGUACUCCACACACCAACAAACGAUAUCUCGAAGCCUUCUUAUCUCCCAAUCGCCUGAAGAAAGUCCAUCAUUCCGUCCAGCAGAACAUGAGUCCAUCGCCUGUGCCUUCAGCUGGACCCGGCGGUUCCACGCAAGGAUCAACACUGUCACCCCAGACAUGGGGAGAGCGAAUAAAGGCGGCAAGAGCUUCGGCACAAGAUGUAUCCUGCAAUGUUCCACAAGUUACCGAUUCGGACUCAAAAAUGAUGGACCAUGAUGGUAGAGGACCAAACGCACACGAAAUGGAUCUUUCCGGAAAUUCAGCGACGACAUCACCCGUGGAAAGUCGUCAUUAUGACUCGAGAGGAAUUCCAGAGUCGACGGAUGCUCCACAAUCUCAAAUGGAUGACGUGGGAGGAAGUGCCUUUCCAAUCCAGAGGUCGAUAGAGGAGGAACAACAAUCUUCCAAUGGUGAACAGUCUUCCACCGAUUCCAAGGCCAGUUCGAGUCAACAGUCUGUCGAUAACGAACGGGAUAUUCCAUUAGUGGAUGGAUUGGUGAUACCGAGUCUACCUAUUCUAGGUCCGGACGAGUAUGCCAUCGCUCUUCCCGCAGAGGGGAAAAUCCAGUCGGCAUAUUUCGACAUCAUCAAAUCCAAGCGCAAAUCCAUUUUGAAGUUCAUCAGCAGACACGAUUCGGUUGGCUCCUCUAAUGGAUCUCCCCAUCGGGCGCAUGAGAGAAAUGAAAUGACGGAUAUGAUUCAACAAUUGCACAAUACAACAACGCACUUUGAUCUCGGCCUUCCGGGAUUCUCUGCCCAAGACUCGAUGCAAUCGGACAAAGGGGCGGCGUAUGCAAAUUAUGCGGGAUCCAAAUUUUCAUUUCUGGGCCAUCUGGUCGAUAUUUUCAAGCAUACCGACCACUCUAUUGUCAUUGUGUCUCGAGCGGGACCGAUUCAGGACCUUCUGGAGCAAUACUUGACGAUGAACCACGUCAAGGUCAGAAGGCAAGAUCGUCUGGCGGCAUCACGAUCUCCCCCUCCCGACCGGCCCAAUACAGAAUUCCAAGUCGAGCUCGUCAGUUCUAUGUCGACACACCAGGUUUCAUUUCCUCGAAAGCCGGUGCUGAUGAUUGCAUUUGAUGCUUCUUUUGACUCUCAGGACCCUCAGGUUGCUCGAAUUCGCACCCACUUCUCACCUAAGCCUCCGGCACUUAUCCCGGUGGUGCAUCUUUUGGUGUCCAAUUCGUCAGAACAUGUCGAUCGAUGCAUUCCCAGGAGUGUGCCAUCACCGAAGAGAUUGAAAAUGCUCGUUCGAGCCACAUACCAAGCCCGACCGAACCUCGGAGGCAAACCCACCUACGUUCCCGAUGCUUCGGAUGAGCCCGAGGGGAGACCAAUGGAUUUUUCCGAUCUUCAGAGGGCCCUCAGAAAAAGACCGGAGCGAAAACUGAGGAGGCUGGCCCAAAUAGUGGUGGCUGCGUCGAUGGCGGACGUUUUUGCCACACGCUGGACACUAGGGUCGAUGCCUGGAUUGCAAUUGACAGAACUGGAAGAACCUCUACCGAAAGCUAGCGGGACAUCCACUGUGGCCGAGACCCCCAAGGAAUCUCUCCUUCGGUCAGCAACGCCCAUUUCCCGUGCUGAUACUCCAUCGGGCCGGAAACGUUUGUUGGAGGUGGAUGGCAUUCUCCCCGCCCUGAACAAACGCCAACGACUUACCCCUUUGAGGGAUUCGGUGGAAAUUAACAACUCCAACAAUGAUUCCAACAAUCACCUCGCACAGCUUCAGGAACUUGUACGGAAACUACAAGCGGAACUUACGACAGAAAGAGAAGCGCGGCAAAAAUCCGAACACGAUCGAGACCGUCUCCAAGAACAAUUGGACCAGUGGAAAAAGGAUCAUGCCGAUCUUCAACGACGUUAUGAGAAACGAAUGACGAAAUGCCAUGAAUUAGACAAGGCGAAUCAGAAACUACUCAAGACUAUUGAAAAUAAUCAAUCAAGACAUGAGAAAACCGGGGAGGAUAAUGUUGCUCUCAAAAAGAAAGUCGCCGAGUUACAAGCGGAAUUGGAGACAGUUCGCACAGAAGUCAAAUCGGGUGGCGGAGAUGCGGCCGCGGUAGAGGUUGCGAGAGAGGAGGCUCGAAUGCUCCUGGCUAAGAAUAUCCAUUUGGAAAGGUCUCUGGAAAACACCCGCAAAGAUUUCGAGUUCACCCGAUCCCAAUAUCAAGACGCGUCGAACAAAGCAGCCGAGUUCGCCACACAAGUCAGAGAAUUGGAGGAGAUCGUCACGGAUUUGACCAAGCAGGCGGCCGAUGAGAAGCGACGUCUUAAGGAGACGAACUUUGAAGACAGCGUCAAGAAACAUCUUGCGAAGAUUUCUGAGCUGGAACUGGAAAAGAAGUCAAGGGAUAUGCUACUUCGCAAACUCGAGGAGGAGAAUCGCAGCUUGAAGCGCAAUCGGGGCGUGCAGACUCGUGGAUCCAGUGUUCAGCCCCCGGGCAGUCCGGGCUUGGACGGACAUGGCACUCGUGGCCCGAGAAGUCGUCAGGGAAGUCCAGCCCCCGGGUUAUUUGCGGGUCCACACCACGCCUCUGGCGCCAAUAGGGGUAGUUUGUUGAGGCAUGAGCGAUGA
Rhinocladiella mackenziei CBS 650.93 is the source of this 3909-nucleotide messenger RNA. RefSeq lists its product as uncharacterized. Lineage: Eukaryota; Fungi; Ascomycota; Eurotiomycetes; Chaetothyriales; Herpotrichiellaceae. The transcript has 2 exons. The record is from RefSeq and is a predicted model, not a curated record. Gene Ontology annotation, cellular component: HDA1 complex. The coding region runs from base 1 to 3909 and encodes 1302 amino acids.